Closterium sp. Yama58-4 is the source of this 825-nucleotide messenger RNA. Lineage: Eukaryota; Viridiplantae; Streptophyta; Zygnematophyceae; Desmidiales; Closteriaceae. The record is from the annotation of a GenBank genome assembly.
AUGCUUCUUGCCCUCUCUUCUCCUCCCUUCACCUGUCGUUCCUUCUCCUCCCCUUCCUUCCCCUCCCUGCUUGCCCCUUCUCCCAUCCAAUCUCUCCGUCCUUUCUCCUCUCUGACAUUCGCCUACCCACUCGUCUCCAUCCACCUGCCUCUCCUCCACCCUCCCUUCACUCCCUGCCCCUCCUCCCGCCCGUCCUCACCCCUCCGCCAGCCCCGUCUCCCCUCCUCCGCCCUCCUGCUCCGUCCCCUGCUCCCCCUUCUCCCACCCCUCGCCUCAUUUCCGCCAAAUCCAAGCCACGCGCGCCUGUAUCCUCACUUCCCCUCCCCCCCCUGCGCCUCCCCUCCCCACUCCGCCUCCCCUUCCCCCUCCGCGCCGCCGCCCGUCGCCGCUGCCCUAAUAAGCGCUUCCCGUUCCAGCGGCGUGCAAACUGAUUUCCUCGCUGCAGCCAUGAGGCGUUCCAAGGUUUUCUUCGCCCUGCUCGCGCUCUCGCUGCUCGUAUCCCUCGCGCUGGCGCCGCAGUGCCGCGCGAAUGAGAUCGCCGCGGACAAUGACGACGCCGACGAUGACUUGGACGCCGCCAUUUCCGCAGACGCGUCGCCUCCUGGUCUCGUGGAUGCGUUAUACCGAGUGAGCCGGCGGUUCCUGUAUUCGCCGCGCAUGCUGUCGUGCCGGUCUGACUGCGAGGACAAGAACAAGAAGUGCAACACUGAUUACAGCGAGUGCAAGCGCGAGAACAAGGACGACAAGCAUGACCACCACAAGUGCACGCACACUUACAAGAAGUGCAAGAAGAAGAUCAAGAAGUGCCGCCGCAAGUGCGACUAA